Messenger RNA from Prorocentrum cordatum, 438 nucleotides. The record is from the annotation of a GenBank genome assembly. NCBI's taxonomy places the organism in Eukaryota, Dinophyceae, Prorocentrales, Prorocentraceae.
AUGGCCACGAGCUCCCUGGGCGUGCCGGCCGCGUCGCCGUUCCACUCCACCGCCACCGCCCUCACGAAGCUGGCCCACCGGGAAGGCGAGGUGGCCAUCGUGAGGGCCGCCAAGAAGGCGGGCGUCCCGUACACGCUGCCCACCCUCAGCUCUUCCCCAUUGGACGAGAUGCUGGCCGCGCGGGAGCCCGGCCAGGAGGUCUUCCCGCAGCUGUGCGUGAGCCCGGAGCGCUCCUGGGGCGCAGGAGCGCGUGGAGAAGCUCGAGCAGCAGGGCGUGCGCGCCCGCUUCGCCGCCGCGGACGCGCCCGCAGCCCGGGCGGCGCGAGCAGGACGUGCGCAACAAGUGGACCCAGCAGGGCUCCGACGUGCAGGGGGACGACGAGGACGAGGGCGAGGUGGACCGCUCGCAGGGCGCCACCCGGGCGAUCAGCAGCUUGA